This is a messenger RNA of Onychostruthus taczanowskii (white-rumped snowfinch), 1472 nucleotides long. RefSeq names its product peptidyl-prolyl cis-trans isomerase FKBP8-like. The record is from RefSeq and is a predicted model, not a curated record. Lineage: Eukaryota; Metazoa; Chordata; Aves; Passeriformes; Passeridae. Gene Ontology annotation, molecular function: peptidyl-prolyl cis-trans isomerase activity; protein binding. The coding region runs from base 156 to 1346 and encodes 396 amino acids. The transcript has 7 exons.
GGCCCGGGCAACCCCCGGCAGUCGCGGCGCGGCGGGACCGGCGGCGGCACGCCCGGUGCGGGCUGGGGGCCGUGGGCACCCGCCGCCGAGCCCCGGGCGGGCGCGGGCCGAGGCCAGCAGGUAGCGGCGGGGGGGGAGGAGGGCCGGGGGCGGACAUGCCCGGCCCGUCGCCCGGCGGGUCCCCGGAGAGGGAAACAGAGGCCGGCGGGCGGCCGCGGGGGCCUGGCCGGGACCGGCGGGUGCGGUUCCGGCUGCCCCACACCGCCAUCACGGUGCCGUCGGUGCGCGAGGAGGAGCGGCUCUUCUACCGGCGGCUGGAGGCGCUGGCAGUGCCGGGGCCCGGCGGCUUCGGGCCGCUCUUCGCUUCCGACGGUUGGAGCGACUUGACGGAGGACCGGCUGCUGCGGAAGCGCGUGGUGCGGGCCGGGCCGGGCGGGCCGCGGCCCUUGCCGGGCCAGGAGGUGUCGGUGAAGGUGCUGGGCGCCCUGGAGGACGGCGGGCUGGUGGAGCGGGACCCGCGGCUCAUCUUCGUGCCGGGUCACGGGGACGUCGUGCAGGUGAGCCCGAACCGGUGCGCGGCUCAGUGCCGAGCGGGCUCAGCGCCGCCCCGGGCUCCGACCCGCCAGCCCCGCCGUGCCCGUCCACAGGCUCUGGAGCUGGGCGUCCCCACCAUGCAGCCCGGGGAGGUUUCCUUCUUCCUCGCCGCUUUCCCCUACGCCUACGGUCGCCCGGGCAGGGAGCCCGACGUGCCGCCCGAGGCGCCGCUGCUGUUCGAGGUGACGCUGCUAGAGGUGCGGGACGGCCCCGACCCGCAGCCGCUGCCGCCCGCCGUCCGCCUGCGCCUGGGCUCGCAGCGCCGGGAGCGGGGCAACUUCCACUUCGCGCGGGGCGACUUCGCCGCGGCGCUGCGAUCGUACCGGCUGUCCCUGCUCGCCCUGGACGGCCCCGCCGCCGCUCCGCCCGGGCCCGAGGAGGAAGAGGAGUUGCGGGAGCAGCGCGUGAAGUGCCUCAACAACUGCGCGGCCGCCGAGCUGAAGCUGGGGCGGGCGGAGGAGGCGCUGGCGGCCUGCGAGGCGGCCCUGCGGAUCAGCCCCGACAACGGCCGGGCGUUGCUCCGGCGCGGGCAGCUGCUGGCGGAGCAGGGCCGGGACGCAGAGGCGGCGCUCGUCCUGAAGAGAGCCCUGGAGCUGGACCCGGCCAACAAGGUGAUCCACACCGAGCUCUCACGGCUGGCGAAGCGCCAGAGCCCUCCAUCCAGCACCGGCCCGCAGAAUCCCCGCCACGACCCGGAGCCGCCGCCGGGCCCCGCAUCCCCCCCACCGCCCUCGGCGGAAGGAGCGAUCUGAGCGGCCCCGCAGCGCCCCAGAGCCUGACCAAGGAGAUAGAAGAGCUCUCAUACCGUCCUCCCCACAUCGCCCCACACUGCCUGGGGCGGGGGAGGGCUGGGGCAGGGGCGGGGCGGCGCCCCGGUC